Messenger RNA from Phyllostomus discolor (pale spear-nosed bat), 1184 nucleotides. RefSeq names its product oxidative stress responsive serine rich 1 (gene OSER1). The coding region runs from base 166 to 1041 and encodes 291 amino acids. Gene Ontology annotation, biological process: cellular response to hydrogen peroxide. The record is from RefSeq and is a predicted model, not a curated record. Lineage: Eukaryota; Metazoa; Chordata; Mammalia; Chiroptera; Phyllostomidae. The transcript is spliced from 4 exons.
GCGACUCCGGGGGCGCGGGCCGCCCCCUCCGCGGGUUUGGAUCCGGGUCAGUCAGCCGCCGCGAUCCGGGACAGACGAUCUGAACCGACGGUACUCGGUGGCCGGAGCGCUGCAGCUGCGAGGAGUAUUAGCAGGAACAUCCAUAGAAGUGUAAAAACUUGCACAAUGAAGUCCGAAGCCAAGGAUGGAGAGGAGGAGAGUCUACAAACUGCUUUCAAGAAGUUAAGAGUGGAUGCAUCGGGGUGCACAGCGUCUCUGUCUGUCGGAGAAGGCCCCAGUGUGAGAGCGUCCGUCAGAGCAGCAGCAGACGAUGCCAAGCCUAAAACCGCAUGCGCAUCGAAAGACAGUUGGCAUGGUUCUACAAGGAAGUCUUCACGAGGAGCAAUGAGAACACAGCGUCGUCGACGUUCUAAGUCUCCCGUCCUUCAUCCUCCGAAGUUCAUACAUUGCAGUACAAUAGCUGCUUCUUCCAGCAGCCAGCUCAAGCACAAAAGCCAGACUGACUCUCCUGAUGGCAGCAGUGGCCUGGGAAUUUCAACCCCUAAAGACUUCAGUGCAGGAGAAUGCUCUCCUCUCGAUACUAACCACACGGGGGCAGUUGUUGAGCCUUUGAGAACUUCGGUUCCAAGGCUGCCAUCAAAUAGUACGAAGGAAGACUCUUCUGAGGCUACUGAAGUCUCCCAAGCAAGUCUCAAGGCCAGUGAUCUCUCUGACUUUCAAUCGGUUUCCAAGCUAAACCCGGGCCAGCCAUGUGCAUGCCUAGGCAAGGAGUGCCAGUGUAAGAGGUGGCAUGAUAUGGAGGUGUACUCCUUCUCAGGCCUGCAGAAUGUCCCUCCCUUGGCCCCGGAACGAAGAUCCACGCUUGAGGACUACUCUCAGUCACUUCACACCAGAACUCUGUCUGGCUCUCCCCGCUCCUGUUCUGAACAAGCUCGCGUCUACGUGGAUGAUGUCACCAUUGAGGACCUGUCAGGCUACCUGGAAUAUUACUUGUAUAUUCCCAAGAAAAUGUCCCACAUGGCAGAAAUGAUGUACACCUGAUAGCAAGAAGCUAACUAACAUGCUGUAGACCAAUGAAGGGUUGUCAGAGAUUUAGUUAAUGGUAGACCUGGCAGCCACUUUGUGUGAGAAGACAUCUCCUUCUGCUCACUGUGCUUGCAAUAAAAACUUUACUUGGCAUCUCA